Messenger RNA from Colletes gigas, 6928 nucleotides. RefSeq names its product sodium leak channel non-selective protein (gene na). Lineage: Eukaryota; Metazoa; Arthropoda; Insecta; Hymenoptera; Colletidae. The coding region runs from base 265 to 5496 and encodes 1743 amino acids. Gene Ontology annotation, biological process: transmembrane transport; monoatomic ion transport. The transcript is spliced from 29 exons. Gene Ontology annotation, molecular function: monoatomic cation channel activity. The record is from RefSeq and is a predicted model, not a curated record. Gene Ontology annotation, cellular component: membrane.
UUGAAAUAUUGAUUUGUUCGGAACGAAGCUGCAACUGCUCAUGCUCACAGUGCUUUCACUAUCGCUGUAAAGCUCGGAGCUCGAUCGAAAAAUGUUCACCGCCAUGCCACCAGCUUGUUGUUAGCACUAAAAUGUUUAUCACACGUUAAGCUCUAUCGUUGUUUUAUACUGAGAUGUAGUCUAUAUGAAUUGCCGUAAAGGUAAUCUUUCUCGUUGGCCAACUGUUAAACAAAAGGCCUCACCAUUGCGAACAUAAUACCUAUUAUGAUGCUGGGGCGCAAGCAGAGCCUCAAGGGGGAACCCGUCUUGGCCGAUUAUGGGCCAGAGGAGUCCCUCAAUGAGAGCGCUGACAUAGAGUGGGUGAAUAAGUUAUGGGUUAGAAGGUUGAUGAGGUUCUGCGCCCUGGUAUCUUUAGCAUCAGUCUGUUCGAACACUCCAAAGACAUUUGAAAAAGUUCCACCCCUUCAGUACGUUACAUUUAUUUGCGAUUUAGUUGUUACGUUUUUAUUUACUGCUGAAAUGAUGGCUAAGAUGCAUAUUAGAGGUAUACUGAAGAGGGACAAAUCUUACUUGAAAGAUCAUUGGUGCCAAUUCGAUGGGAGCAUGGUGGUCUUCCUCUGGUUGUCCGUAAUUUUACAAAUGUUUGAAAUGCUGGCUUUUGUUUUAAAGUUUAGUUACUAUUCGAUAUUACGGGCACCACGACCUUUAAUUAUGAUACGCUUCCUAAGAGUCUUCCUUAAGUUUUCCAUGCCGAAAGCUAGAAUCAAUCUAAUUUUCAAACGCUCGAGCCAACAGAUAUACAACGUGACGCUUUUCUUCCUUUUCUUCAUGUCCCUCUACGGUCUUUUGGGCGUACAAUUUUUUGGCGAACUGAAAAAUCAUUGCGUUCUCAAUACCACCGACCCAAAGCACAUUACGAUAAACAGUUUAGCGAUUCCUGACACCUUUUGCUCGACCGAUCCUGAAUCAGGAUAUCAAUGUCCAGAAGGGAUGACCUGCAUGAAGCUCGAGUUAUCAAAGUAUAUAAUGGGUUUCAACGGUUUCGAUGAAUUUGCUACGAGUAUUUUUACUGUUUAUCAAGCUGCAUCGCAAGAAGGAUGGGUUUUUAUUAUGUACCGUGCAAUCGACAGUCUACCCGCUUGGCGAGCAGUUCUAUACUUCAGUACAAUGAUAUUUUUUUUAGCCUGGCUUGUGAAAAACGUUUUCAUCGCAGUUAUCACGGAAACGUUUAACGAGAUACGAGUACAGUUCCAACAGAUGUGGGGCGUCAGGGGGCACAUCAGUAACAGUACAGCGUCACAAAUAUUGACCGGCGACGACAACGGCUGGAAAUUGGUGACGCUGGAUGAAAACAAGCACGGCGGACUAGCUUCUCCUGUAUGCCACGCUAUUCUGAGAUCUCCUCAUUUUCGGAUGGUAGUGAUGUGCGCGAUUCUGGCGAACGGCAUCACUACCGCGACAAUGAGCUUCAAGCACGACGAAAAGCCAAGGCACACCUACUACCACAACUAUUACUAUGCCGAGAUUGCGUUCACGACAUUCUUGAAUCUGGAAACGCUGUUCAAAAUUUGGUGCCUGGGAUUCCGAAGUUAUUACAAGCAUUCGAUUCACAAAUUCGAGUUGCUGCUGGCAAUUGGUACAACCAUACACAUCAUUCCGUUCUUCUAUCCUUCUGGAUUCACAUAUUUUCAGGUGCUUAGGGUGGUCAGGCUCAUCAAAGCAUCGCCGAUGUUGGAAGAUUUCGUGUAUAAAAUAUUUGGACCUGGAAAGAAAUUGGGCAGCCUUAUAAUUUUUACAAUGUGCCUACUUGUUAUAUCGUCUAGUAUUUCUAUGCAGCUUUUUUGUUUUCUCCGUGACUUCACGAAAUUCGAGACGUUCCCAGAGGCAUUCAUGUCUAUGUUUCAAAUCCUAACGCAAGAAGCCUGGGUCGAUGUAAUGGACGAAACGAUGCUCAGAACACACGAGACAAUGGGUCCUUUCGUUGCCGUGUACUUCAUUUUAUACCACUUAUUUGUCACAUUGAUUGUGUUAAGUUUAUUCGUCGCUGUAAUUUUGGAUAAUCUUGAACUGGACGAAGAUAUCAAGAAGCUAAAGCAAUUAAAGUUUCGCGAACAAAGUGCAGAGAUUAAAGAAACCCUACCAUUCAGAUUAAGAAUUUUUGAAAAGUUUCCCGAUAGUCCUCAAAUGACGUGCUUACAUAAAGUUCCGUCAGAUUUCAGUCUUCCAAAAGUACGCGAAAGCUUCAUGCGACAGUUUGUAUUCGAAAUGGAAAACGAAGAGAACGAAGGGGCGAAGAAAGUAAACGAAACUUUUGAUUCAAAAAUGGUAUACAGAAAACAACGCCCGGUAAAGAUUUUAAAUAAUCCACCGAAAGUAAGGAAUGUUGUCAUUAAUCUUAAAAAAGCGGCUGUUAGUUACAUUAUAGAUGACUCCAACAAUCAGAGGCUGUUAUUAGGUGAUUCAGCUAUGAUACCAGUACCGGGUAAGGGCCUUUUGAAGCCUCAGGGUACUGUAAACAGUGCGAAACAAUUGCGCAUCGAACAAAAAAAAUCGACCAGAAGAAGUGUCCGUAGUGGAUCGAUCAAGCUAAGGCAAACCUACGAGCAUCUGAUGGAGAACGGUGAUAUCGGAGGUAUAAACAGAGUUAGUUCUUCGCGCAGUAGACCGCAUGAUUUGGACAUUAAAUUGCUACAAGCUAAAAGGCAACAGGCAGAGAUGCGAAGAAACCAACGCGAGGAGGAUUUGCGUGAAAAUCACCCGUUCUUCGAUACUCCGCUGUUCGCGGUACCGCGCGAGAGUAAAUUUCGCAAAAUUUGCCAAUCGCUCGUUUACGCGCGGUACGACACGAACGUGAAAGAUCCGUUAACUGGAAAAGAGAGAAAAGUUCAGUAUAAAAGCCUGCAUAACUUCCUUGGCUUGGUCACGUACCUGGACUGGGUAAUGAUCUUUGCUACCACGAUGUCUUGCAUCUCUAUGAUGUUCGAGACGCCACGGUAUCGCGUCAUGGAAGUUCCCGCAUUGCAAAUCGCCGAGUACGGUUUCGUUAUCUUCAUGAGUAUCGAAUUAGCGCUCAAGAUUCUGGCGGACGGAUUAUUUUUCACACCAAAGGCCUACAUCAAAGACGUCGCCUCUGUUCUGGACGUUUUUAUUUAUGUCGUCAGUCUUGUGUUCCUUUGUUGGAUGCCGAAAAGCGUACCCGCGAAUUCUGGCGCCCAACUUCUCAUGAUCUUACGAUGCGUCAGACCACUGAGGAUCUUUACUCUUGUGCCGCACAUGAGAAAAGUCGUUUACGAAUUAUGUAGGGGUUUCAAAGAGAUCUUACUGGUGUCUACUCUAUUGAUCCUAUUGAUGUUCAUAUUUGCGAGUUACGGUGUACAGCUUUAUGGGGGUAGAUUAGCUCGAUGUAACGAUCCGACCAUCUUGAAACGGGAGGAUUGCGUUGGUGUGUUCAUGCGAAGAGUAUUCGUGACGAAAAUGAAAUUGCGACCAGGCCAAAACGAGAGUUAUCCAUCGAUAUUGGUGCCACGUGUUUGGGCCAAUCCUAGACGGUUUAAUUUCGACAAUAUCGGUCAUGCGCUGAUGACACUUUUUGAAGUACUCUCAUUUAAAGGGUGGUUAGACGUUAGAGAUGUUCUUAUCAAAGCUCUUGGACCCGUCCACGCUAUUUAUAUACACAUCUAUAUCUUUUUGGGUUGUAUGAUUGGUCUGACUCUGUUCGUUGGUGUCGUUAUUGCCAAUUAUUCUGAAAAUAAAGGAACCGCGUUACUCACAGUCGAUCAAAGACGAUGGUGCGAUUUAAAGAAGCGAUUGAAAAUCGCACAACCGUUGCACUUACCGCCCAGACCAGAUGGGAAGAAAUUCAGAGCCUUUAUCUAUGACAUCACUCAGAAUAUCUGUUUUAAAAGAUUCAUUGCGAUUAUGGUAAUCAUAAACAGUGCUCUUCUGUGUGUCUCCUGGAGAAUCGAGGAAGAACACACGGAAGCACUCGCUACGGUGUCCACGAUUCUGACACUGAUCUUCCUCGUGGAAGUGAUCAUGAAAAAUAUUGCUUUUACACCACGUGGCUAUUGGCAGUCCAGAAGAAACAGAUAUGAUUUGCUCGUGACAGUCGUCGGUGUUAUUUGGAUCGUCAUUCAUUGUACAAUGAAGAACGAUUUGUCGUACGUAAUCGGCUUCAUGGUCGUGAUCCUUAGAUUCUUCACCAUCACCGGCAAACAUACAACCCUUAAAAUGUUAAUGUUGACAGUCGGAGUGUCCGUUUGCAAAAGUUUCUUCAUUAUAUUCGGCAUGUUUCUUCUUGUUUUCUUUUACGCCCUAGCAGGCACGAUCAUUUUUGGAACAGUAAAGUAUGGUGAAGGUAUAGGAAGGCGUGCCAAUUUUGAAUCACCCGUGACCGGCGUUGCUAUGCUCUUUCGUAUCGUCACAGGAGAAGACUGGAAUAAGAUAAUGCACGACUGCAUGAUACAACCGCCGUAUUGCACUCCGGCUGCUAAUUAUUGGGAGACCGAUUGCGGCAAUUUUCAUGCUUCUUUAAUUUAUUUUUGUACUUUCUACGUCAUUAUCACAUACAUUGUUUUAAAUCUUCUGGUGGCUAUUAUUAUGGAGAAUUUCUCUCUAUUUUAUUCUAACGAAGAAGACGCUUUAUUGUCGUACGCUGAUAUUAGGAAUUUCCAAAACACCUGGAACGUCGUCGAUAAUCACCAAAAAGGUGUCAUACCGGUGAAACGGGUGAAGUUUAUCUUACGGCUGUUGAAAGGUAGAUUAGAGACUGAUCCGCAAAAGGAUCGACUGCUCUUCAAACAUAUGUGUUACGAGUUGGAAAAAUUAAACAAUGGUGAAGACGUUACUUUCCAUGAUGUUAUUAAUAUGUUGUCAUAUCGUUCGGUCGAUAUACGAAAAGCUCUUCAACUCGAGGAAUUGUUGGCAAGAGAGGAGUUUGAAUACAUCAUCGAAGAAGAGGUUGCUAAACAAACGAUAAGAAAUUGGUUAGAGGGUUGUUUAAAAAAAAUUCGAGCAAGCGGGAAGCAACAAAAUAGUCUUGUAGCCGGUCUUAGAGCCAAUACUGACCAGCCUAUACAACAACAAGAACAUACGGAAGAAAAAAGAAAGGAGGCAGAGAAAGAGGAAGAAACUGAAACAAAGGAUACCGACGGGUCUAAGCACAAAGCAAAGAAGCCAGCAGUUCUUCCAAGAUCGGAUAGUAUAGGCAGUGGAUCAGGCAGAAAAUAUUUAACUCCAACAUUGUCGGAUCCCGCGUCGAUUAGGUCUGAAAAAGACAAGAACGUACCACCUAAAAAACGAAAUAAUAGACCACCGCCGAUGGCAAAAAAUAAUUUGCCACAUCUCACAGAAAACACAGAGCAAACCAGGCAACAGCGGGAAGCUUUCAAUUCGAAGGCGAAUGUACCAAAACCUUCCAGCGUUAUACUAGAGGUUCGAGAAUGGUGGAAAGAACAAUUGGCGUACAGCAGUGAGUCUAGCGAAGAUGAGGUUUAAGUAUGUUUGCAUUUUUUUAAUACGCAUAAAUGAAAAGCAUGGGUAUAAAAAUGAAGCACAUGUCUUUAACAGACUACUUGACAAAAUAUAAAUCAAAUUAAAAAUGUGUUUGUUGCGUGUGCUUCGUUUUUAUUUAUACAUAUACAGUUAAAAAUUCACGAUUCAAUUUGUUAAAACGACAGUUGAAGGAAAAAGGUAUAAAUACGUGCCUGAAACAUCUAUGUUAAAAAGAGGACUUCGAAAAAGCACCUUUAAUCUGACCAUAGGGCAGAGAUGUGAAUCCUGUAAUACGAUUAAACAUUUCAAAAGAUUUUCCAUUUUCUUAAGUCUAUAAUUUUUUAGUAUUAUUGCACAAUUUUAUGAUAUAGUGUUCUUGCGUUGAAAUAUUAAUUUUUUACUGCGUUAUCUUUUAGUAGAAUGUAUAAAUAAUUGUAUUAUUGCGCAAGGGAAGUGUACUAUAUCAGUUUGGUUUUACAUUUCUUAUUGCACUAUAUAAUAUCAUUAUUGUAUCUUGUAAGCGCACAAGUUGUUAAUUUCGUCCUUCUUAUCUCAGCUUGUUACAACAAAUACUCAGGUUCCACAUAGAUUAAUGUUUUGUAGAUUGUACACCGUGUUUUUAGAUAUAUUAAAAAUAAUUUAUUAAUUGUGUUAUACUAUAUAUUUUGUGUCAUUUAUUGGUGUUGAGGUAUGGAAUUUUUAAAGAAUUCUAGAAUUAGAUACAAUAGAUUUUAUACAAUAAAAAAUGUUAAACCAUGGAAGUGCUAAUUAAAAUUAAUCAAAUCGAUGUUGUCAAGGACAACUGUAAGUACAAGAAACAUAAAUGCUGAUUUCUCUUCUAAUAAGAAUAGCUCGGUUGUUAAAAGAUUGAUCUAUCUAUGUAAAUGAAAAUAAUUCAAAUGUGGUAUGAAUUCGUUCGUUUAUAACAGAAACCAUUACGUCCUAAAGGCCUGUAUUAUAAUGAUAAGAAAGUAGCGGACUUUAAUAUUGGCAGUGUAAAGCUUUUUGCAUCUGUUUGUAACCAUAGUUGUAGUGUUUUUGUUAUGGACAUAGGUGUAGAAACACCUAUGAUACAUUCAAUGAUGAUAAUUUUAUCAUACGAAUUAUUCGUAUAAGAAACAUAUUAAAUCAUAAUAUCGUCAGCAUAUUAUUCAAAGUAAAUAUCACUAAACAUACAAAUAUAAGUAAAUAGAAUUUGAUUUUAAGUAAAUACGUUAUAAUUUUUGAAAAAUUAAAAAUUGGCAAGAUUUUGUAACACGAUUAAACAGUUAUAAAAAUAAUAAAAUACGAUCACUGGCAUAAAAUUAGCUAGUAAGCUGAACAUAUUGACGAUGUUACAAAGCUAACAAGUUUUCUAACAAAAUAAUGAAAGCGUAGAUAGAACAAGUUACGUGUAAAAACAAAUGCCUAAGAGACAGCACAACUAUUUAUAGUU